This is a messenger RNA of Leucoraja erinaceus (little skate), 3546 nucleotides long. RefSeq names its product GRAM domain-containing protein 2B. Lineage: Eukaryota; Metazoa; Chordata; Chondrichthyes; Rajiformes; Rajidae. Bases 225 to 1289 code for a protein of 354 amino acids. The transcript has 13 exons. The record is from RefSeq and is a predicted model, not a curated record.
AGUUAGAGCUACGUCGAACCGAGUGGGCGCACCUGGAACACGUAUAAAAAUCAGUAUUUCCGCUGAGAAUUCUAGUUCUCUCGUUAGUCAAAGUUAUUGGAAGUUUCCUCCCCCACUAGUAAAGCGUGAACUCGGCUAUAAAAUAGUCAGCGGCUGUUGGAAGGGGAGGCGUCAGUAAAGUUGGUCCAUCCGAACUGCUGCCUAGAAGCUGCAGCAACGUGAACAUGAAACGUUACUUUAUAUACCGAAGUUGCCCCAAUGAGAUUGGGAUGAUGCCUGAAAAACAGAAGAAGAGUAAAAAGAAAGUACAAAUGCUGAUGACAGCAUCCAGCUUGGAAAAUGAUUCCAUGCUGCCUGAGAUUGAGCAAAGAAAUAAAAUACAGCCAUUGAUGAGGUCACAAGCCUUUGAUUUAUCUGAUGUGAAAAAUGAUGAGCCAAGCAUUGGAAGAAAACUAUCCUCCUCUACCUCUGUUAUCAAGUCCAAUGCCACAUUCCACAAGCAGUUCAAAGAUCUUCCUGAAACCGAGAAGGUGAUUGACAGUUUCCGAUGUGCUUUGCAUAAGGAGGUCCCGUACCAUGGCAAGAUGUUUAUCACGGAAAAUUAUGUCUGUUUCUACAGCAGCAUUUUGAAGGAAACCAAGCUUGUUGUUCCGGUCACUGAAGUGGUUGUGUUAAAGAAGCAGAACAUAGCCCUCCUUGUCCCCAAUGCCCUGUGUAUCAAGACAUCAGAAGGAGAAAAGCAUUUGUUUGCAUCACUAAGAUCAAGAGACUUGACUUUUAAAAUCCUGAAGACUGUUUGUUCUCAUCUGCAGAAUGGAAGUCCCUUAAAUACGCCUCAGAAUUCUCCUGAAAACAGCUUUGAGGCAGAGUGUAAAUUAUUAUUGGAACCGGGCCAAUCCAACAUUGAAGAGAAAAGCCAAGAUCUAGACACUGUUGACAGCACUCAAGAUUCUCUACAAUCAAUAUCAAGGACAGCUUCUGUUGAUGUAACUACAAUUGAGACUCCUUAUAAUGAGAACAAAGGACAGAAGGAUCGACCUAUUGAAGAAAUCUUGCAUGGCAAUGGCAACUCCUGGUUUGGGAAAGUGACAAAGAAAGUGAAAUCAUUUACUACAUUUCAUGAAUCGACCACCUUCAACACGCUCAUUAUCAUCUAUGUCCUCCUAGUCCUAGUAUUGCUGGUUUCUUCAGGGUACAUUGGCUUAAGAAUCGUGGCCCUGGAAGAGCAGCUGAAGUCAAUGGGAGCCUGGCCAGAAUUUGAUGCACAGAGCCGAUACAAAAGACCAUGAAAUUGGGCCAAGCCUCCUAGAGACAAAGAUGUGUAUCCUUGUCCUUCAAACAAGCUGUCCAGUGGGCAUUGUGAUUGGCUUUGACUGUUGCAAGAAAUACCUCUACUUCUGGAACACUUGAUUCUACCAACCACUAAAUAUUUAAGAGGUGCUCUACUUGUAACAUCAAGUCAUUUGGAAGAAAUUGCCCUUUAUUUUGAGGCACAUUACAUUGUUGCCUCAAAGAAAAUGUGAAUUUCAGAUCUUCUUAAAGGACUAGAGCAUCAAAAACACAAUGACUGACUACAAGAUCAAUUUCUGUGAAUCAACAAACAAUGUCAUGGAGAACCGUGAACCUCAAUUACUAAGGAGGAAGAUCUCAAAUCUCGCAAGAUGGGGGGGGGGGGAGAAUGUUUACAUGGAGGAUGGAGUAAGAACUAUUCAAAAUAAUGUUGUUAAGGGCAAAUGUAUGACUUCCACGAAUUGGACCCUAGGCAUAGAAGAUGGCAAUGUGGCAGUGGAUUUGAAUUUAAAUUAAGUUGAUUAUAAAGAUGAAAAUAAAUAACUGCAGAAUAGUCUUGGUUAAUUAUUUGGAGCUGCUGCACCAAUGGGAAUUGCAAUAGUUUUAAUCUGUUCUGCAAUAAUUGAGUCUUUACUAUCUAUUGAAGGCUCAACGUGAAGCUAAAAUGAAGGAGAUUUUUUAAAAGCUGUGAUAAAUGGAAUCAAAUACAUGCAACUUAAAUGCAAAUAAGAAACUUGCUUAUCCUCAGCAUUCACUGUACAUCAAAUUUGUAUGCAGCACUGAAGCAUUAAGAGAUCAUGUUAUACAAACAAAAACACUAUAAAAAUAGUGAAAAAUGUAAAAACGUUUGUUUAAAAAGUCCCCAGACCUUCGCUGCCAUUUAAUAAAGUUUAUGGGUGGUAUUUAAAAUGAACUGAAUUUCUGUUCAUACUUUGUAAUGAUAACCUUAAUCUUAAAUCUGUCAACCCUGAAUAUAACUUUAAUAUGUUCAUCCACAGUUUCCUGGGCUAAAGAAUUCUACAGAUGCAGCAAUGGGUGACAAUUUCUUGCUCAUAUUGAAUGAUAUUAAGCCAUACAGUAUAUAUUGUAUUAAACUACUAUUUACAUAAUAUUUGUACAGCGCCAGGAUACAGGCUCUACUCCUGUUCGCUGACAACUUUAACAAUUUAUAGGCUUGUUGGGCUUAAAUUUUCAGUGAUAGUAAAUUAAAAUGGAAUGCUUGGGCAGCUGUUUAUGAAGUUUAAAGAGUGGUAGGAAUGAAGUCAAUAUUUCAUACAUAGUAGUUGUGUAAUAUGGCAUUUGGUCUUUUUAAAUCCUCUCAUAGACAAAUGAUGGAGGUAAAAUAUAUGAGAUAUUUUCUGCAUGGGGGAAAAUACAUGACAUGACCUACCUUAUGGUCUAGAUAUCAUUUUUACAUAUGGAAGUUAUAUAGUCAUGGGGCAUUUUCCAAAAAAAUACACGAGUCAUGAUACUACCUCACUAAGUUUGCAGAAGGUCCAUUGUACCUGAGUAACUUAUUCCUAAAGUUUUGCUAAACUUCAGCAUGAUGAAUAAACCGUGAUUUUAAGCAAAGGAAAGAUUAAUGAGGUCAAGUCCAAAGAAUAUAAUACAAUUAAGUUUGCUGUACAGGAGUAACGAGCACAGUAUCCCACAUAGGGCACCAAGAUGGUUCUGAAAGACAUUAAAUUUUAUUUGGGUAAGGGUAUGUUUAUUUCUCCAACCGAGUUGUCACCUUAACUCUUUCCUUCAAACAAUAAACUCAUUUUAUCCAGCCAGUCCACACCUACUAACAAACCAGAUUAACAAGAAACAGAUUAAAAAUGGAACACCUGUACCAAAUUCAAUACUUUUGAUCAAGUGUCAUCCAAACCUAAUAUUCCACUAAUUAAAAUAUAAUAAAACUGUAUGUGGGAGAUCAUGGGAUAUUUGUCUCUGCACUGUACAGAGUGUUGGGCCAGACAUUUUAUUUUGCUUCGGGGGUGAAGAAAAGUCCUCUUUCCCCCCCCACUGGUUGCCAAGGAAAGCUCACUUCUGAAUCUGUAUGAAUAUUAAUGGUUAUAUUUAUAUUUUUAUGUGGAUUUCACAGUAUUUCCAUAUGUUAAUGCAACCUUUAAUGAUGGGGCUUCGUUUGAUUCUAUUAUAAGUUUAUAAGGGAAAUGUAACAAUUUUGUUGAACUUGCACUAAUUUAUGUUUCAUUUCUAUGAAAUGAUAUUUUGUACUCCAAACAAUCGGCAAUAAAAUAACAAUGCACUGUU